AUGCUCAGAAUGAACUCCAUCAAACGAGCAAUGCGCAAGCCAUUCGCUCCAAAACUCACCAGAGAAGAGAAUGAGGAUCUCGAAUUCCAUGUCGCACAGAUACGCUCCUCAAUCUUCGCCCUCGAGCACCGAAUCGAGAUCUCACGAACAAACCUCCUUACCAUCUGCCGCUGUCUCAAAAGCCAACUCUCCUCCGCCGCUGCCGAUUCCCAGGUGUUUUCUGGCACCUACGGCAUAUUCGACCUCCCCCGAACCAUUGCUGCAUUAGAAGAACGGUGCAACGAAAUCACGCUCAAUCAGCAAGAUCUCCAACGGCAGAAGCCGCCCAUGCGGGGUAAUGUGUGCCCGUCCGAGCUCAUCGAGCGACCCGUCACGAUUCCGCAUGAUCAAAGGACUAUUUCGUUACCGCGAGGGCUGCCGAUUGGGAAGGCCGCUGCGUUGACGGUCACGGUAGAAGGGAGGUACCAUCUUUUGCAGCUGAAGCGGAAGCAACUGGAGACCGAGGCGGAGAGAUGGGAGGCGGAUGUAAAGUACUGGGGUGGUAUUUAUGAUUCGAUGACUUCCCCGACAUCGCCAUCGAAUCCCGCAGCUCUCCCUUUCUCUGAUUGUGACCAUACACUGUCAAAUCGCCCAGAAAUUAUGCUACGGGAUGAGAAUACAGCCGGGGUCACGAACAUCCAGAGGAAUAAGAGUCAACGGAAAGCAGUCCCGGUGAAGGAUAUCGUGAUACGAACUAUGCAGAAGUCGACCAGCCCGGUCGAGUCGACCCUUGGGUUACAAGUGAAUAAUACGGAGUCGCUGGCUUUGUCUGAGAGGCAGACAAUGUCUCCGCGGCCUGCGCCGAAGAGAGCGGCCAGUGGGUGUCUCGAAGGAGAAUUUAGAGAAGUGGAGUUUCGUGGGUCUGGAAGAAUGCCGAAGAUAAACGAGAGCAAAACCAGCUAA
Messenger RNA from Drepanopeziza brunnea f. sp. 'multigermtubi' MB_m1, 942 nucleotides. RefSeq lists its product as uncharacterized. The record is from RefSeq and is a predicted model, not a curated record. Lineage: Eukaryota; Fungi; Ascomycota; Leotiomycetes; Helotiales; Drepanopezizaceae.